ACGUCCUUCUCACUCCUCCCUCUCUCCUCUCUCUCUUUCUCUCUCUAGAAUCCACUGCUUGACCACCUACUUGGAUUUCGAUUCCAUCAAAUCACCUUUCCAUCCUUAUUCUGUCGAUUAUAUUAUAUUAUUCAUCCAAACGCGGCCUUUCCCAGCUCCUCCCCGAUUCUCCAUCGGUAAACGCUUCCUCAACCUCCGUCUCCCCUCUCUCUCUGAUCGAAACGUCGUCGUUUCCCGAAGUCCAUCUCCACUGAACGCGUUUUGACGAUUCUUUAACAAUGAAUACGCAGCUGUUGGAGAUUCAACCAAAGGAAUUGAAGUUCUUGUUUGAAUUGAAGAAGCAAAGCUCAUGCUCGAUUCGGCUUACCAACCUGACCAACAGCUAUGUUGCUUUUAAGGUUAAGACUACGUCCCCUAAGAAAUACUGUGUGGUCCCAAAUGUUGGUGUUGUCUUACCAAAAUCAACUUCUGAGUUUUCGGUUACAAUGCAAGCACCACGAACCGGUAUGGUAGAUAUGGAAUGCAAAGAUAAGUUUUUAAUCCAGAGCACGAUUGUUUCUUCUAGGACAACUGACGAGGAUAUUACAGCUAGCAUGUUUUCUAAAGACGGUGGCAAGUACAUUGAAGAGAAAAAGCUAAGAGUAACCCUCAUUAGUCCACCCAAUUCCCCAAUGCUGUCACCAAUGAAGGUAGACUUGAAGCAGGGGCUUGGCUAUGAACAUUCAGUUUUAAAAGAUCAAUUCGGUGGAGUUGAAAUCCUCCCUUCGCUGAACAAGGUUGCUAAGGAUGUGAAGUUCACAGCUACUAAUGAGAUGCCAAAGCCAUCAACGGGUACUAAUGAGAAGCCAAAACCAUCAAAGAAUGUAGAGUUGAAACCAGAAAAAGACUUUGAAGUGAAACCAGAAAAAGAUUUUGAGUUGAAACCAGAAAAAGACGUGGAGUUGAAGCCAGCAAAAUAUGAGGCAUUGGAACCAGAAAAAGAGGCGGAGUUGAAGCCAGCAAAAUAUGAGGCAUUGGAACCAGAAAAAGAGGCGGAGUUGAAACCAGUAAAAGAUGUGGAACUAGAAUCAGCAAAGGAUGUGGAGUUGAAACCAGUAAAAGAUGUGGAACUAAAAUCAGCAAAGGAUGUGGAGUUGAAACCAGAAAAAGAGGUGGAGUUGAAACCCGAAAAAGAGGUUGAAUUGAAACCAAAAAAAGAGGCGGAGUUGAAACCAGUAAAUGACGUGGAACUAAAAUCAGCAAAGGAUGUGGAGUUGAAGAAACCGCCAAAUGCUACGGAGUUGAAACUAGAAAAAGAUGUGGAGUUGAAUGCAACAAAGAUUGUGGAAGAUUUGAAGUUGGCGAAGGAUAUCCAAGAGAUGAAAUCAAAGCUAAAUGCACUUGAAUUAAAGCUGAGCCAGGCUGAAGUUACUAUUUCAAAGCUGACAGAGGAGAGGAGUUCAACCAUUCAAGAGACGAGAAAUAUACAGGAGCAAGUGGCACAACUGGAUAUAAGAGGUGUGGAUGUGAAAGUAGUCCAAGUCGGAUUUCCUCUCCUCUUUGUUUGUAUGGUGGCGAUCAUGAGCGUUGCUAUCGGAUACUGUAUACACCCUUGAAGAACAUGUGCAUGAAGCUAGAACCAUCGGUGGCAGUUAGAUGUGUACAGAUGAAGUUUACAGGGGACAGUCAAGCCAAAUUUAAUCACACCAGUGACAUUAGAUAUACACAUUUUUUUGUUUCCAAUAAGGUAUGUAGUUGUUUUCAAGGCAUGGUGUUUCGAAGGAACCAUAUAUGCUACUCUAAUAGUUAAAAAAAAAGGUCGUACUCAGUGCACAAGGCUCCCGCUUUACGCAGGGUCUGGAAGAGGUGAAUGUCGGCUAGCCUUAUCCUCAUUUAUGGAGAGGCUACUCCCAAGUCUCGAACCCGAGACCUACCGCUCAUGGGCGAAGACACUUGCCAUCGCACCAAGUGCGACCUCUAUGCUACUCUAAUAGUUAAUGCUUUAAAAUUAUAAAUUCUAAUCCUCCACCUUUACCCUUAAAGAAUUUAAUUAAAAAGUAAAAUAGAUGAGGGUGCGUGGGAGCAAAGGUUCUUGAACUUUAUCUCAUGUUUUGUUUAUGUUCAUGAACUCUCAUAUUAGUUUUCCUCAUCCUUCAACUUAAUUUUGCGUUGCAUGAGUAGUCAUUUCGUCAAAUCUGAUGGGAUGGGUUUUGAAGAAGGUGGGGCAGGUGCUUGAACCUCGCCUACCUCUUUAGUUUUUGACAUUUUUAGCUUUCUAGGUUGCUUUUUGGUAACAUCCUUGAAGACCUUCACGAGACUUGUCCCAUCAAGAUUUUUUAUGUAUGGAUUUAAAAGGCUUGUUAGGUAUUAAUUUCACUAUAAUAUCCGUAUGUGUUAAAGCAAUAAACACAAAAAUCCUAUUGUGUAAUGGUAAUAGUGUGUCCAAUAAGAGUGCAUACUUGCAUGAAAUUAUUUAGCUUGCAAGGGUAUUUUCGGAAAUUUAAACGAAACAUUCAUGGUACUGUUUACUUUUAAGGAAAAAUCACAUUUUUACCUUUCCCUGAUACUAUUCAUUACCAUUUAUGUCAUUUUUCAUUGAAACUAAAGUUUUUUUUUACUUUUCGUUAGUUUUUUUUUUUUUUUACUUGUCAAAAGCUUGUAAGGUUAUUAUGUAGUGUAAUAUUUUUGGUAUGCUUUGUACCAUUUUUU
This is a messenger RNA of Malus domestica (apple), 2688 nucleotides long. Its product is annotated as vesicle-associated protein 2-2-like. The record is from RefSeq and is a predicted model, not a curated record. Gene Ontology annotation, biological process: endoplasmic reticulum membrane organization. Gene Ontology annotation, cellular component: plasma membrane; endoplasmic reticulum membrane. NCBI's taxonomy places the organism in Eukaryota, Viridiplantae, Streptophyta, Magnoliopsida, Rosales, Rosaceae.